Messenger RNA from Seriola aureovittata, 4034 nucleotides. RefSeq names its product interleukin-2 receptor subunit beta-like. The record is from RefSeq and is a predicted model, not a curated record. Gene Ontology annotation, molecular function: cytokine receptor activity; protein binding. Gene Ontology annotation, biological process: cytokine-mediated signaling pathway; immunoglobulin mediated immune response. The coding region runs from base 294 to 2258 and encodes 654 amino acids. The transcript is spliced from 11 exons. Lineage: Eukaryota; Metazoa; Chordata; Actinopteri; Carangiformes; Carangidae. Gene Ontology annotation, cellular component: external side of plasma membrane; membrane.
CCACUUGGACAUGCCUGGAAGACCUCCAACGAAAGGCUUCGAGGAAGGAUCCUGAUCAGAUGCCCGAACCACCUCAACUGGCUCUACUCCAAGAUCCCUACAUGGCAGAGGCAGAGGGCAUCAAGUGGAAUGAAACCAGUGCUUUGAAGCAGAUCCUGAACAGCUUCGCCAACAGGAUGAGAAGAGGGGGAAAGCAAUGAGUUACACCUUGAAGCAGUCAACCGGCUUUGGAAACCAACUAUCCUGAAGAUUUGAUUUCUCCCAGAAAAGAAAAACAACUUAUGACACGAUAAAUGGAGAGAAACAAGAAAAGCCUUCUCCUGUUUCUACUUCUAGCUCUGCUUCAUGUCUGCACUGUCAGAAUGGAGGUUGCAGACUGUCCGAGCCACCCAGAUAAAAAUCUCACCUGCUACAAUGACUACGAUCGUAACAUCACUUGUGUGUGGAACAGUGCAUACGACCACACGGAUGCUGUGUGCACACUACACGCUAAAAGGAAUAUUUCGAACAAGAAACGUGAAUAUUACACUUGCUGUAAGCUAGAGCCUGUUGACAUCUCCAGACCAGCGCUAAAGAAGUGCUCCCUGUACUUCCACAAAGAUAACAUUUUUCAGUGGUUCCAUGUAUUGUCCAUUGAUCUGAUCUGUGAGGAUGUGAAGAAAAUUUAUACAAUUUCCUACAAGCCAGUUUGCCACAUAAAGCUGAACCCUCCAGUAAAACCAGAUAUCAACUUUACCACCAUUUCCUGGUUUCCCCAAGUUGCACCCUAUUCGAGACUCAACGUUUACGCCUCGCAGCUGCAGUGGAAAACAGAGGAUCAGUCAUGGAGUGAUCCCUCUGUGCAGGAAAAAAAAAACCUUUGCAAUUUGGAGCACAAGACAGAGUGCGAGAUAGAGCUGGACCCCGACCUGCUUAUAAAAGGAGAGAGGUACGAGGCACGUGUUCGAGUGAAGGCUGAAGAACGGGUCGGAUCAAUCUGGAGUGACUGGAGCCCCACUGCAUCAUGGGUGUCACCUGAAGGUAGACCAAAACCACCACCACCACUAUCAGGUGUUGCCGCGAAGAUAUGGGGCAUGAUCAUCGCAGGCGCAGGGUUUGCCUUCUUUCUGGCUGUCAUACUCUUGAGGAAUGACAAAGGCACCUGGGUUUACGAGAAGAUCAAAGGUUCGCCCAUACCAGACCCAAGAAAAUCCUCCCUGAAGAAUAUGAAUUUCCAGAAUUGGUUGAGCCCUCACUCGACCAGCAAACUCUUUCUCUCCUUGAAACCGGAGGAUAUCAUCUCUGUAGAGGUAACCUCCACUGCGGAUGCUGUCACACGGUGCAAGAAAGAGGCGGCACUGCUGGAGAAGAUGAAAAGCGAGAAUGGCUAUGAGUCGACCAGUUCCAGCUUCUCCAAUCCCAGUUACUCCCACCUGUGUGCUACUCCUCCGGUCUCCUCGUCCACCACAGGGAAUGUGGAGCCCUGUACCGCUGAUACACCUAAUGGGUCUGUUGGUAGUCAGGUUGAUGGUAAAACUGCAGAAGAGGUUAGGGAGGAAGAAAGAAAGAAAGAACUGGAGAUCCAGCAGUUGCUUUCCAAAGGCAACAACAACAGUGAGCCAGUGCAGGUCAUUUCAGACUAUGAGAAACCGCCGGUCGAGCGCUUCAGGCUCCAGAGUCUUGACUCAGGUAUGUUCAGUGGCGAAGACGUUAGUCAAGAGAGUCUUGACUCAGGUAUGUGCAGUGGCGAAGACAUUAGUCAAGAGAGUCUGGAAGCAGAUAGCAUUGGUGCGACUGACAGCCAUGAUGAGGGGUCAGAGGACAAAAAGCAGGAGAGAGAGGGAGGGGAUGGAAAAGUAGGUUUCAAGAUGCUGUUUGGAGGCAGUGGAAGCCUUUUUGGCCAGCAGUGUAUUCAGGUUUGUUCUGAUUAUGAGCAAGUCCAGAGGAUGCCUCCUUGCAGCCCUGAGCUGCCCAGCAUGGAUUCAGGGGUUUGUAGUGGGAGCGAAGAGCAGGUGAGUCAUGAGGAGAGCCUGGAGGACUUUGAUAAGUCCAUUGAAUCCACAAGCUUCCAGUUUCCUCUGACUCUUCCCUGUACUUUACCAUGCGCCUUGUCUUCUUUCCCACAACUACCUUUGAAGUUCUCUGGAACAGAUAUGAGUCCACCUCUACAACCUUCAAGUCCAAGUCACAAACUGGAGGGGAUCGCUCUGAUGACAAUGUCCAGGUCAAUGGAACCUUCUGGUGAUGGAUAUAUGCCAGCGAGACAGGAAGAGAGUUAAAAACAGAUAUCUCUGCAGUAUGUAGUAAACGGUAAAUGAGGUAGAAUAUGAUAUGAAGCACACGGAGGAUUAUUGACCAGCUGGAUUCAUUCAGUUACCUCAUGCUUGUUAAUCAUUCUCAGCAGUACGUAACAUCAUAGCAUUUUAUACAUUUAUUAAGUGUUCAAUGUCCCUGAAAGAAGGUUUGAUUUAAUGAUUAGAUUUUUUCCCUGUACUCUCAUAAAACAUAUUUAUGAUGAAUAGUUAUCAUUUAUUUACCUGCAUGCUGAGUUCCUUAGCUUGAUGAGACAACAUAAGUAAACAAAAAUAAUGACAAUAUUACAUAAUUAGUUAGCUAGUUUUGCUAUUGCUACAUAUGCAGUUUUAGCAUUAACAGCUGUUUACUUUCCAGUCUAGAAGAAAAUUUGCAAGUUCAGCAUCAAACCUCAUUUACUACUUACUUUACUCUCCAAGAGCUUUCUCUAUCUGUGGAAAUCAACACCUUGCCUCUAUCUCUUGUCUUGUCUCUAUCAUGUCUUCUACUGAAGUUAGCACGCUAACCAGCUACCCCCAGCCCAUCUCAUUUUUUAAUGAGAAUGACUCAUAUUAUUAUAAAGACAAUAAUGGCAGAAGCUCUUGUCAUGCGACAAUCACCACAACCUGCUCCUGGCAAGAAACCACGUUUGGCAGCAGAGAAAACUGACAAAUAGCCCCUUUAAACAUUGGGGGAAAAAAUGAAAAAUAUGUGUAUUUCGUUUUGCUCAUUGCGAGAGCCGUAGAGACCAUGAUAUUGUAUGAUUAAUAUCGUGAAGAUCAACUGUUACUGUAGCUCUUGAGGCAUUUUCUACUUGUUUUAUAAGGAUCCAUAAAUGUCACUGGUGAACAUUAAAAUGGCCGCUCUGUAAGUACAAUGAUGCUGAUUUGACCAACAUUAGUUUAUGUGUCCGCUCCUGUUUUUUUUAAAUUCCAUCAGCGGGAUCGGGGGUCAGAGGUCAGAGGUCAGACUCACUGAUGACUGUAGAUAUAAGAGGAUUGUGUCUGAUGGAAAAAGCUAUACCGAACCAUAAAAUGUUAGUGUUAUUUGUUACUUAACCUUAGACCACCAAGAAUAGCUAGGUUAUUUUUUUAUGUUUUUUAAUCAUUAAGGUAUCUUGUCAAACAUGUUGAAUGUAUUUCCUACCUCGUAAAGCCUUUGCAAAGCAUUUAUUUUUGAAUGUUUAGAGACCUUUUUACUCAGGCUUGCAGUAUUCUUCUUCUCCUCUUUUAACAGUGCAUUGAUACUGUACCCACUGGCUGACUGUUAGUACAGGCUGCAGUCAACAGAAUUGUUUUAUUGAGUCUCUCCUGUGCUCAUGGCUCAUGUGUGUGUUCAACAAGAUGUAUAAACAAUACAAAGACCUACUCAUACUUCAUUGCACCACUAAAGGUCCGAAACUCUAAAGGAGAGCUAUAAGGUCACCAUAAAUAUUAAUUUUACUGAUUUAUAUUGGUGUGGCAGCUAUAUUAAACAUUGUCUUUUUUAAAAAAAAUCUUUUUUAACCCUUUAUUUCUUUCUUAAUAAAAGCAAAUGUCAAUAAAAGGACAAAGGUUUUUGUGGAUGAACAGUCAAAAAGUUCCCUUUUGCCACUCACCUGCCAUGUCACUUGAUUUGUUGCUGUUUUCACUCUACACUGUAUGCAGUAAUGUAAUGUACAUGCUGAAGAAGACAACUUUGCUCAAUGUGAGCCAUAAUCCUUAUAAUAUUGUCUGUAGUUGAAUUCAACAUAAAAUGGAAAUAAACUAUCUACCUGCUUUCAA